AUGGCAAUGGCUAUGAGAAAACGGAGCGGUUCUGGCUCCAAACGCCAACAUAAAGGAAAACUUGUACCUAUUUAUGAAAGCUUUUUCAAAGGAGAGGAUUUAACACUAGCUCAUCCAAAUUUUUGGAAUGAAUUGUUCUUAAUUAAACCUAUGGUUCCACAUAUUGAAAGUGAAAUUUUACAUAUGACUGCAGAGCAGUUAAAUGCAAGCAGAGAAAAUUUAAAUGCUUUAGUCUGCCAUUGUGUAGAUACAUUAGUUGAUGAACAUCCUUUCAGAGUUGUAUAUGCUUUACAAACUUUAGCAGCUGUUAUUCAGUCCAUGUAUAAAAAAGCUAGUCAAGGUGAUUGUGGAUUUAAUUUAAUAGAUAUCUUAGUAGGAUUUGAUUCUGCAGAACAGAGGAUGACAACAUUAAUGCAACAUUGUAAUAAUUUCUUAACAGGUGAAUACCCUGAUAGUUUAAAAGCUUUGUGCUUGAAAUUGUUGUUAAUUAUUGUAACUGGCAUGGACAAUGUUAGUCAGAACACUUUGUUGGAAUAUGUUAUGCUUAAUAGUGUUUUUGAAUCUCUGGUUCAACUUUUAAGAGAUACAACAGCUAGAAGCCGUCACGGACAUGACGCAGUGUUGCUUUUAACACUUCUAGUCAAUUAUAGAAAGCAUGAAAGGGCAAAUCCUUAUAUUGUUAAGUUAUCGAUUUUAGAUGAUGAAUUAGCUCUUAAUGGCUAUGGGCAAGUUAUAUCAAGUUCAUUGAUGGACUUUUGCAGACAGUUUGUUCAACAAAGAGCAGAAAUACAAGCAUCCUGGUUAUCUUCCUUAACUAGUAUAGUCGGUAGUAUGUUCGUUGGAGAAGAAGAAGCGAAAACGCAACAAGUCCGUGCAAAUAAUGCAUUGUUAUUAGCACUUUAUGAAGCAACACAUUUAAAUCGUAAUUUUGUAACAACUUUGGCAUAUACACAAAGUGAUACUAGUGCACCACCUUCUCCAAAUAAUACAUUGGGACCAAAUGCGGUAGCUCCCGGAACACAACUAUCUGACGUGAUGGCACAGCCAUUUAAUUUACUGGCCACAUUCUUACAGUAUUGUUCAAUAGUUAUGCAGGUGAUCAGAACAGAGGCAAUAAUGAAUAACGUUAAAUUGUGCUUCCUCAUAUUAAGUUGUAUUGCCGAGGAUCAAUAUGCAAACAGUUUAAUGCAUGAUGCAAAUUUGGCAUUUAGAGUACAACUCCAUCGAGUACCAAUGCAUCAUAGAAAGAUACAAGAUAAAGCAGCACCAGCACAACCAUUAGCAGCUACCUUACUUGAUUUACUUGUCGAAUUUGUUACGUCGCAUAUGAUGAAAAAAUUUCCAUUGGAACUUUAUCAUCAAUGUAUUGGAGUUCUACAGAGGUUGCUUUGUUACCAAAAAAGAUGUAGAGUUAGGCUUGGAUAUCAAUGGAGGGAUCUUUGGACUGCACUAAUUAAUUUACUCAAAUUUUUAACAACUCAUGAAAGCCACCUUAUUAAGAAAAUGAAUAUCUUUCCAUUAGCUAUUCAGGUUGUGAAUAUCUUAAAUUUGUUUAUUACGUACGGAGAUACAUUCUUAUCCUCCCCUAGUAGUUAUGACGAAUUAUUUUACGAAAUAAUACGAAUGAGGCUUAUUUUCACAAAUUUGAAUGCAAUGGCUCUCCGUUAUUCAACAAGCGAAUCUUACGAGUAUAAAGAACAUGCAUUAAAAUUGACGAAUUGUUUGGUGAAUAUGAGAGACAUAGUAAAUCAUUUUCCACCAAAAAUAGCAGCGUGGUUAGCUAGUGAAAGUUUGUCCACUCCAACAGAACAACAAAUUUUAGCUAUCAUAAUACAAAAUUAUGAUAGCCUUACUUUAAAAUUGCAAGAUAAUUUAGAUCAAUAUGAAAGAUAUUCUGAGAAACCUAAUCAUGUUGCAUUCUUUGAGGAAAUGGUAACUGGAGUUGUAAUUGAUACUCGAGGAUCGAUAGACUUGAGUACGUUAGACACGCAGGCUAUAUUACAAGAACUAUCGAAUAUUUCGUAACAUAGGUUCUACGUAAAACGUGAAUCAAAUACUGUGUGUCAUUCUGUUGUCAUGUAUUAUAAUGUAUUUUUUUUAAUAAAAUCAGCUUUAUAUGUAUGUUCUUAAUAUCACAAAGAACGUAUAGCUAGUUACGAAAGUAACACAUCGUAGUGUGUUCGAUCGUUGCGCCAUAUUUCUAUGGAUUGUGUAUACAAGAUUAAAAAAGAUCAUUAAAAUUUAAUAAGUAUA
Bombus pyrosoma is the source of this 2253-nucleotide messenger RNA. RefSeq names its product armadillo-like helical domain-containing protein 3. Gene Ontology annotation, cellular component: cytosol. The coding region runs from base 1 to 2025 and encodes 674 amino acids. The record is from RefSeq and is a predicted model, not a curated record. The transcript is spliced from 10 exons. Lineage: Eukaryota; Metazoa; Arthropoda; Insecta; Hymenoptera; Apidae. Gene Ontology annotation, biological process: regulation of Golgi organization.